Molecule: messenger RNA, 691 nt
Organism: Centropristis striata (black sea bass)
Lineage: Eukaryota; Metazoa; Chordata; Actinopteri; Perciformes; Serranidae
Product: retinal cone rhodopsin-sensitive cGMP 3',5'-cyclic phosphodiesterase subunit gamma-like
Exons: 3
Coding region: 37-264 (75 amino acids)
Biological process (GO): positive regulation of epidermal growth factor receptor signaling pathway; positive regulation of G protein-coupled receptor signaling pathway; visual perception
Cellular component (GO): photoreceptor outer segment membrane
Molecular function (GO): cGMP binding; 3',5'-cyclic-nucleotide phosphodiesterase activity
Source: RefSeq, a predicted model, not a curated record
CAUCACUUGAGACUUCAGCUAAAGUAACUGAUCGAAAUGGCAGACGUCGCCGUUGCAGUUCCCGCCGAGAAGAGGGCACCUCCCAAAUUCAAGCAGAGGACCACUCGCACCUUCAAGAGCAAAGCGCCUAAACCUGGCCAGAAGGGAUUCGGAGACGACAUCCCCGGCAUGGAGGGCCUUGGCACAGACAUCACAGUGAUCUGCCCAUGGGAAGCCUUUGGGGACAUGGAGCUCAGCGACCUGGCGAAAUAUGGAAUUGUUUAGCCCUCUUCUUUAUGAACUCUUACCUCCUGUUAAAACAGUUGCCCCUCCUGUAUUCCAACUGUUUUACUGAGAACAUCUUGCUCUGUGCUGUAGAGAGGAGGCAGCUUUUGAUUAUUUAAUAUCUGACCUGGAAAAAAAAGAAAUAAAUCCAGCAUUCUCUCUUGUCUCUUGCACUUUAUUUGGCCCUGCCUUUCCAACAAUUCUCCUUCGUCCUCAUAAGGACUGUUUAUUUGCUUAAUGUGAUAUUCUAUAUUUUUUGUUCUCUCCUUCACCUUAAAGCAGCUGAUUCAACAUGCACAGAUGUUUAUUUUUUGAAAUAGAAAACAAUAUUUUUGCCAAAGUCUAUAAUUCACUUUGCUGUUCAGUGAAAAAAAGAUAAUUGAACUGUUCUUCUCUACUGACAAUAUAUUGAUGAACACAAUAAAUG